Scylla paramamosain (green mud crab) is the source of this 3018-nucleotide messenger RNA. RefSeq names its product protein O-glucosyltransferase 2-like. NCBI's taxonomy places the organism in Eukaryota, Metazoa, Arthropoda, Malacostraca, Decapoda, Portunidae. The record is from RefSeq and is a predicted model, not a curated record. The coding region runs from base 176 to 1693 and encodes 505 amino acids. Gene Ontology annotation, cellular component: endomembrane system. Gene Ontology annotation, molecular function: glucosyltransferase activity; protein binding. The transcript is spliced from 12 exons.
UAGUUUAGUUUAUCCUGCGCUCGUUCGUGUUUGCUGUGGUGACAAGGUGCAACAUUUCUCCCUGCACCGAACACCGCCAAGCAGCACCAGAGAGGCACGAGUACGUAAGGCAAGAGAGAGAGAGAACGUGGCCGCCCGUCCCUACAUCACCAGCCGCCACCACCACACUGGCGGUAUGAAGGCAGUGCUCCCAUUCCUCCUGGCUCUGUGCCUUGCCUUGGGUGUCACUGGAGGUAAGAAGUUCAAGGUAGAUCCGAAGAAGAGCAAGGUGUACGGGCCCGGCCUGGAGCCUCACAAAAUUGUGUACCCUGCGCGGUAUUUCUUCAUUGAGCCUCACGACACCAAAGGCAACAGAAUCCAGAAAUCCCUGGGUGCGAAUUCCUUCAAGGUGCAGGUGGAGGGACAGAGCAGCGAGGGCACCUACUGCCGGGUGUGGGUGCAGGUGCUGGACCGUUAUGACGGCACCUACGUGGCCAGGUACCGCACCUACCAGACAUGCCGGGACACCAUCAUCCAUGUGCUGUACAAUGGCCAGCAUGUUGGUGACUCUCCCUACAAGAUACAAGACCCAGUGUACUCUGAGCAUUGCUAUUGCCCUGAGGGUGACAUAGAAGCAUGGCAGGUGGCAGUGGGGUGCCCAGCCGACUACCCACAGGUUACACGAGACCUGGCCCCCUUCCCACAGGUGGACUUUGACUCAAUCCUCAACGCAGCGGCCAAACGUUUUGAUGCAGCAGGGUCACGGAGCUUCUGUAAUUAUGUUGUCAAGAAUAAUCAAAUGUACCGGAAAUGUUACGGUCAGCAUGUUGGCUUCAACAUGUUCAUGGACAACAUACUGCAGUCAUUGUUGCGCAAAAUGCUUCUCCCUGAUAUUGAGUUCAUCAUCAACCUUGGUGACUGGCCACUGGUGGACCCCAAGGUGAAGCCGCUGCUGCCGAUCUUCUCGUGGUGCAGCUCAGAGGACACAGCAGACAUCAUCAUGCCGACCUAUGACCUGACAGAGGCCACUCUAGAGAUGAUGGGAAGGGUGACACUUGAUAUGCUGUCUGUCCAAUCCAACAAUGACAUACCUUGGGAUGUGAAGAAGCCCAAGGCAUUUUGGCGCGGGAGAGACUCUCGCAGGGAACGUCUGGACCUCAUUGACCUGGCCCGAGCACACCCUCACCUCUUCAAUGCUUCCCUUACCAACUUCUUUUUCUUCAAAGAGGAGGAAGAGCAGUAUGGACCAAAAGAAAAGCACAUUUCCUUCUUUAACUUCUUUGAUUACAAGUACCAGAUCAGCAUCGAUGGAACUGUGGCUGCAUACAGACUGCCUUACCUGCUGGGUGGCUCCAGUGUGGUGCUGAAGCAGGACUCUCCUUACUACGAGUUCUUUUACCAUGAACUGAAGCCUAAUGUCCACUACAUACCCUUCAAGCGUGACCUCUCAGAUCUUGUUGAAAAGAUUGAGUGGGCAAGAGCAAAUGAUGAUCAGGUAAAAAUUAUUGCUGAAAAUGGGAGGAAAUAUGCCCAAGAGAACCUGAUGCCCAGAGAUGUGUACUGUUAUCAUGCUGCACUCUUUAAGGAGUGGAGCAAGAGGCUCACAUCAGAGGUGCGGGUGCGUCCAGGCAUGGAGCACGUACCCAUUGAGGAACACGAGAAGCGGUUUGGUUCUUGCCGGUGCCACCGCCUCACGCGUCAUGAUGAGUUGUGAGUUUAACUUGAGAGACAGGAGAAAGAUGAGUGGUGGCAGUUCCUCCCUGGCCUGAGUGACUUACAACAGGUGAAAGGUAGGCAGCUGUAGUUUGUACUUGUAGUUUAUCAUUGUUACACGCCUCCAGAUAUUCAAUGCCAUCCUCAUUUUAUCAUCCGUCCCACAAUGGUGCUUAUCCUCAACCUGAGAAAAUGCUCUUGUGAUCAAUGUGAAUACUUGUCUGCUUUUCCUUACAGACUUCUCAUAAUAAGCAAGGGCUUUGUCCAUUGUUGUAGGCCCUAGUGAUACUCUUUCAGUUGCAAAUAGUUAUUUUUGUAAUAUAUUAUGUUUUAUUAAUAUCCAUUUGCAGCUUACUUGCUACUUAAUAGUUGAAGGACUCUGUCAUUUUGUUUAUAUGCCAAACUGGCAUCCCAUGAAUGGAAUAGCCAAGAUAAGAUGUACACACACAACAUUCCAAAGUGAAAUCAAAGGAGUCUGACAAGGAGUCUGACAAAAUGCAUCCAUCCAGAUAAUCAGGGUAGUGUUUAACUUGUACAGUAUCCGCUGAUAUGCAUCAAGGUUGCAUGGUCUUAGUGAUCAGUAUAUAAGAAACCAGUGAAUUGAGGGAUACUUAUUUAGUAUUGUAAGUUAAAGCAGACCUGAGGUUAGCCAUUUCAGGCAAAGCUUUAUUUUUAUACUUGAACUGUAAUGCAUUUUUAGCAGUGUUUAGUAUUUGGGCAUUUUUAAAUGAAUCUUUAUUCAUGAAGUUCGUGUUAUCAACAUGUGUAACAAGACCUCAGGAACAAAGCUUUUAUAAUAACUUUAAUAUUUUGUGAAGCAAGAACUUGUUUUGGAUGAAGUGCAGGAUGUUGAUGUGCCUUUUAUCUGUGAGGAUGCUUACUGCAAAUUAAAAGUUUUGUCUUAUUAUUGGAUUAGAAAGGCAGGUUCUCUGUUUAUUUGAAUCUGCAGUGUGAACCACUGUAAGUAUGAAAAUUCAUGUUUUGACCAACCAACAUGAGUAUGAUUAAGUGGGUAUGCAAUAUAUUGAUGGCACCAAUUGGAAAACAGAGAAUAAGGUCUUAUCUAUUAAAGACAGAUAGGGCAGAUCAUAUUAGUUUACUUAUGUGUUUACUUGUGGUGAAAAUACUCAAAUUACUUGGAUUUUAAAAAAUGGAAUAGUUAUCAAGUAAUGCAAUUCUUUGAGGAAUUUAAUAAGUAGGGACUUCAUAAAAAUAAACAAGUUGUGCAUUUCAGCAGUCCUGCAUCUUCUGCUUCACAAAUUUGGUAUUAUUGAAGGUAAUGAGAUGACAGUGGAAUGAAUGUGAAUAAAUCUUAUGAAUUGAUAA